AUGAGUAAUUUACAAGUGGCAUUGACGGACUUUUUAGAACAUAAUCAAAUAUGGCCCAUAAUUGUAGGAGUUGGCUCAGCAGUAGUGUUGGCAACCGUGGUGGCAAACUUAUUUUGGGGAAGAAAGAAAAAUGGGCCAAAGGGAAGUUCAAAACUUGUUGCGUUAGUAGACCCUAAUACCAAGUAUGCUCUGCCACUCAUUGAAAGAGAGGAGAUCAGUCAUGAUACAAGGAGAUUCCGCUUUGCACUACCCUCGUCUGAACAUGUUUUAGGCUUACCAAUUGGUCAACACAUUCACCUGUCAGCUAAAAUGGACGAUGACCUUAUCAUAAGGGCCUACACCCCUGUGUCGAGUGAUGAGGAAAAGGGUUAUGUUGACUUGGUAGUUAAGGUAUACUUUAAAAAUGUACACCCCAAGUUCCCGGAGGGAGGCAAGCUGUCGCAAUAUUUAGAGAAUAUGAAACUGAAUGACACCAUUGAUGUUCGAGGGCCAUCCGGUAGACUUCAGUACACAGGCAAUGGUCUAUUUUUAAUUAAGAAGUUGCGAAAAGACCCACCCACUAAGGUUAUGGUUAAAAAGUUAAACAUGAUUGCGGGUGGUACCGGCAUCACUCCAAUGCUUCAACUUAUACGACACAUAUGUAGAGACGCCAACGAUAAAACCCAAAUGCGACUGUUGUUUGCCAACCAGACGGAAGAAGACAUCUUGCUAAGAAAUGAGUUGGAAAAGUACCAAGCCGAGUAUCCGGAACAGUUCCAAGUUUGGUAUACAAUUGACAGACCUAAUGAAGGAUGGAAAUACAGCGUCGGAUUCAUCAACGAUGAAAUGGUCCGUGAUCAUUUACUGCCGCCAUCUGACGAUGGCUUAGUACUUAUGUGCGGACCACCGCCCAUGAUCAACUUCGCUUGCAAACCGGCUCUUGAGAAACUUGGCUACAAGGAAGAACUGUGUUUUGCAUACUAG
Messenger RNA from Arctia plantaginis, 963 nucleotides. The record is from the annotation of a GenBank genome assembly. Lineage: Eukaryota; Metazoa; Arthropoda; Insecta; Lepidoptera; Erebidae.